AUGAAUGAAACCCCGGGGAAACCGCACCUGCUUUACAUCGCUUUGGUGGUUAGUGAGAAGUUGGUUCGCACCUGUCGAGAGCUCCAGGUGCAAAGCAGGGGCCGCAAGGUGAGCAACCACGGCGGCUGGCAAAGCCAGGAUCUUCCGGUGGAUGCCGAGUUGGGUGAGCUCAUGGAUGCUGUCCAGGGCCCCGCAAAGGCAUACCUGGAAGCCAUGGGCUGGCAGUAUCCGGAGGAGGAGGCCGCCGACGAGAGCCUCGAGGUUGCCAUUCUGCCAGACAGGCUCUGGGCGAAUAUCAACCAGCCUGGCGAUUGGAACGCGCGGCAUACUCAUGGCAGACCCACGGAUGCACUUUUCGCCUCCGGCGUGUACUAUCCGCGCGUGUCGCCGAGGACCAGCGCUGCGCGACCUGCUCGGCUGGUGAUCUUUCCACCCGACAGCGACCCAGUAGCUGUCACGCCGGCAACGGGGCUGAUGGUGCUUUUCCCCGUGGACAUGCCGCACGAGGUCGAAGCCUCUCCCCGCGGAGCCGACGAUCGCGUGUCCUUUGCGUUCAACCUGGAAGCCCGGUGGCUUCCUGGGCCCUUGCUGCAAGCUGCCUUUUCGGGCGAUGCUGCCAAGGUUUCCAGCCUGGCCGAGCCGGGCCCCGCAGUGCGAGAUGCGCUCCUCAGCCGUUCCGCGGCGCAGCUGGCCGCGGAGCAGGGCCACGUGGCCGUCUUGGAGGCGCUGGUGUCUGCCGGUGCCGAGCUCUCCUCCGCCGAGGCCGAGGCCUCUCCCCUGGCACUGGCCGCGGGCCGAGGCCACACGGAGGCGGUUGCCUUCCUCCAAGAUGCUGCCAGCCACCAUGGCCCAGCGCUGGGGGCGGCGCUGGCCUCCGCGUCGGAGCGCGGCCAUGUUGCAGUGGUGGCGCAGCUUGUGCUCAGCCACUGGAGCAACUUACAAGCGGGCGCCCCUCGAGCUUUGGCAGCCGCAGCCAGGGCCGGCCACGCCACCCUGGUGCAGUACCUGCUGGACGCCGGCGUGCCUGUGGAUGGGCCCGAGCUCAGGCAGGCGACCAAUGAAGCGGCGACCCGCGACCACAUUGAGGUGGUGGCGUUGCUGGCGGAUGCAGGUGUCAACUUCACAGAGGUGGAUCGCGAAGGCAAGACGCCUUUACUGAAUGCCGCUGCGGGCGGCCACAGCGACAUGGUAAAGCUCCUGCUGCGCAAUUGCGGGUGCAGUGUUGAGACGCGGGAUCGGCAGGGUGCCACCGCGUUACAUUGGGCGGCCACGCGCGGGCACCGCAGUGUGGUGGAGGAGCUCGUGGCAUUUGGCGCUGACCUGGAUGCCGACUGCUUCGGCCCGGCACCUGGCCGGCCACUGCACUGGGCUGUGGAGCAGCCAGACGUUGUCCAGCUGCUUCUGGAGCUGCGUGCCGACGUCGGAACCGCCAAGGUGCGCCCCAGCAUUACACCGCCCCCGCGUGGCGACGUCCUCGUCCGCUCCGGCGAUGUUCUGGCAUGUACGCACGCGGCAGAAGUCCUGCAGAAGCGCGGCGUGCCCGCCUCCGCGGCAG
This is a messenger RNA of Symbiodinium natans, 1555 nucleotides long. NCBI's taxonomy places the organism in Eukaryota, Dinophyceae, Suessiales, Symbiodiniaceae. The record is from the annotation of a GenBank genome assembly.